Molecule: messenger RNA, 1461 nt
Organism: Exserohilum turcica Et28A
Lineage: Eukaryota; Fungi; Ascomycota; Dothideomycetes; Pleosporales; Pleosporaceae
Exons: 1
Coding region: 118-1233 (371 amino acids)
Biological process (GO): DNA alkylation repair; regulation of DNA-templated transcription
Cellular component (GO): nucleus
Source: RefSeq, a predicted model, not a curated record
CAUGCUGGUUGCGACCAUUGGGCGUCGAACUGCUCUUGGACCAAUCAAUCGCCUCGUUACUAUCACACCUGCUAGCGCGUCAUUCACCUCUAAUCGGCUUGCAACUCGGCUCCAACCAUGGGCAAGAAAAAGUCUAGAGGCGAAUACAAUGACUAUCUGGACGGUGAAAAGCUGCGCGAUAACACCGAGAUCAGGACAUCGUUGCAGGGGUCCGCACAACGAGACGUUUCGUCAUUACCAGCAAGCCAGGAUGCUAGGGCAAGCAGGAAGCAGGGAAAGGGCGCGGCCAAGAAGCCUGCACUCACCCACUUUCUGUGUCUACCGCUCGUUACAGACUCUAGCAGACCACAGCUCCAGCAGGGACUAGACAAGCUCAGGCAAGAUCUGACGAGCGCCAGCCCAGUGCCUGCAAAGGCCGUGCGACCAGUUGGCACACUCCAUCUCACCCUGGGGGUGAUGAGUCUCGAUGCAAAAGAGUUGGAAGCUGCGAAACGAUACUUGGACGAUUUGGAUUUGCACGCUCUCCUUCGCGAUGUAACUCAUCGCUGCAUAGCACAGCGGGCUGCUGAAGAGGGCGCAAUCGGAGAGAACCUCACUCCAGCGACCAUGCCCGACACGGACGCCUUGACUAUCAACCUAGAAUCUCUAGUCCCAAUGCAGGCACCACAAAAAACAAGCAUUCUGUACGCGGAGCCUCGAGAUCCUUCGCUACGCCUGCAGCCGUUUGCCUUGGCCUUGAAGGAGCAAUUCACAGCGAGGGGCUUCAUGGUUGCAGAGACAAGGCCGCUGAAGCUGCACGCCACCGUCAUGAACACCAUCUAUGCGAAGCCCAAGCGCGGCAGGGGCCGGCCGAAGAGUGCCAAAAUCAAAGACGGGCUGAAGCAUGUUGAGCAGAAAAUAUCCCCACACCAUCACGAGCAAAGCAGCAGCAACGCGCAGCAUAACGAAGACGAUGGGGCAUCAACGGCGGGCUCACUAGAUGGAGACCAGAACCAAGUCCCGCCAACUACAGGAGAAGGCCACGGUCCCGAUGGAAAGAGUUGGUUGAGAUUCGACGCUACACGUCUGAUUAACGAGUACAAGGGCUUUGUAUGGGCGCGAGACGUCCGCGUGGAUAGAGUGUGCAUCUGUGAGAUGGGUGCCAAGAAGAUUUGGAGUGGCGGCCGAGAGGGCGAGGGUGAAGUGCUGGAUGAGCAGUACACGGUUGUUGCUGAAAGGGGUAUGUUUGAGUAAAUCAUAAGACAUUUGAAGGAAUGUUUCUGCGCUCUGAUAAUGUGAGCAAGGGAUUGGUGUCUAGAAUGGUUCUCUAGAAUUCUGAGUAGAUGUCGUAGCGAGGAUUCGCGUCUACUUGGAGCUGCGUACCUACAUAGCAAGGAGAAGGAGGAAGUUCUGGGUUUUAAAAAACAUCAACAUGCAGCAAAAAAAAAGCUAUGUAGACUUUAUAGAUAGUCUCGUUGUCCC